AUGAACGCAGUCGAUGGUUCAGAUCACUACAACAAGACCUCCGACGAGCCCCCUCCAUCCCUGCUGACCAUUAUUCUCGACACGAACGCCCACGCCUGGGCCCUCCUCGCCCCCACCCUCCCACUCUCCGCCGCCAUCGCCAACCUCCUGGUCUUCAUCAACGCCCACCUCGCCUUCAACAACAGCAACAAAGUAGCAAUCAUAGCCUCGCACACACAGCGCGCCGAGUUUCUAUAUCCAAUACCAUCAGAAGAUGACUCCAGACAAGCGAACGGAUCUACCCACAAUGGCGCACAGAACGGCUUGGACGGCGACAUGAACAUGACAGACGGCAAUGAAGCCAACUAUGCAGCUACAGCGGACGACGCAAACCACUACCGCCCCUUCCGGCACAUUCAAACAACCCUCCUCUCCGCCAUGUCCAAGCUCUACAAAACCACCUCCCCCGAAUCCCUCACCCCCACGACCUCCAUAGCCGGCGCGCUCACCCUGGCCCUAACCUACAUAAACAAACAGUCCAUCGCCUUCUCCACAACCACAUCCUCAAAAACCAACGCCGAUCCGCUCCUCGCGCCCUCUGACCCAAAUUCAAUCCAGCCGGCAACGUUGAACCCGCGAAUCCUCAUCCUCUCCGUCUCCGGCGACCUCGCGCACCAAUACAUCCCGAUCAUGAACACGAUCUUCGCUUGCCAACGCCUCACCAUCCCCAUCGACAUCUGCAAAAUAGCCGGCGACUCCGUAUUCCUCCAACAAGCCUCCGACGCCACCCACGGCACCUACAUCGCCCUCACGCACCCGCGGGGGCUGCUUCAGUAUCUCAUGCUCGGCUUCCUGCCUGAUCAGAGCAGCCGAAAAUAUCUGGUACCACCAACGGCCGUAGGAGUGGAUUUCCGCGCGGCGUGUUUCUGCCAUAGGAAGGUGGUGGAUGUGGGGUUUGUUUGUAGCAUUUGUUUGAGCAUUUUUUGUUCACCGCCAGAAGGAGCUGUGUGUCUGACUUGUGGGACGUAUUUGCAGCUAGGGGAGUAUGGAGGCAAACCGGCUGUUGUGGCGAAGAGGAAGAAGAAGCGGAAGAAGGGGGCGGAUGAGUAA
Letharia columbiana is the source of this 1089-nucleotide messenger RNA. RefSeq lists its product as uncharacterized. The transcript has 4 exons. Bases 1 to 1089 code for a protein of 362 amino acids. Gene Ontology annotation, biological process: regulation of DNA-templated transcription; nucleotide-excision repair. The record is from RefSeq and is a predicted model, not a curated record. Gene Ontology annotation, cellular component: transcription factor TFIIH holo complex; transcription factor TFIIH core complex. Lineage: Eukaryota; Fungi; Ascomycota; Lecanoromycetes; Lecanorales; Parmeliaceae.